Molecule: messenger RNA, 1560 nt
Organism: Leptosomus discolor (cuckoo roller)
Lineage: Eukaryota; Metazoa; Chordata; Aves; Leptosomiformes; Leptosomidae
Source: RefSeq, a predicted model, not a curated record
GAAGACCUAAAACAAAUGUUGGAAAGCAGUAAAGAUUCUGCGAAGCUGGAUGCUAUGAAAAGGAUUGUUGGGAUGAUUGCAAAAGGAAAAAAUGCUUCUGAGCUGUUUCCAGCUGUUGUGAAGAAUGUUGCCAGUAAAAAUAUUGAGAUAAAAAAGCUUGUCUAUGUUUAUCUGAUGCGUUACGCAGAGGAGCAGCAAGAUCUAGCAUUAUUGUCCAUCAGUACUUUCCAGCGUGCUUUAAAAGAUCCUAAUCAGUUAAUCCGUGCAAGUGCUUUAAGAGUUUUAUCAAGUAUCCGUGUCCCAAUUAUUGUUCCUAUUAUGAUGCUUGCUAUUAAGGAAGCCUCUUCUGAUUUGUCGCCUUAUGUGAGGAAGAACGCAGCCCAUGCAAUCCAAAAACUGUACAGUCUUGAUCCAGAGCAAAAGGAAAUGUUAAUUGAAGUGAUAGAGAAGCUUUUGAAGGAUAGAAGUACGCUGGUAGCUGGGAGCGUUGUGAUGGCAUUUGAGGAAGUGUGUCCGGAUAGAAUAGAUCUGAUUCACAAGAACUACCGAAAGCUCUGUAACUUGUUGGUUGAUGUGGAAGAGUGGGGUCAAGUUGUUAUAAUCCACAUGUUAACUCGAUAUGCACGUACACAGUUUGUAAGCCCAUGGAAGGAAGAUGAGGUGGUGGAAGAAUAUAGUGAAAAUAAUUUCUAUGAAUCUGAUGAAGAACAGAAAGAAAAGGAUCAGAAAGUGAAAAACAUCUACACUAUGGACCCAGAUCACAGACUGCUGUUACGAAAUACAAAGCCUUUGCUUCAAAGCCGAAAUGCUGCUGUGGUAAUGGCAGUUGCACAGCUUUACUGGCAUUUGGCACCAAAAUCCGAAGCUGGUAUUGUUUCCAAGUCAUUGGUACGUUUACUGCGUAGUAAUAGGGAAGUGCAGUAUAUUGUUCUGCAAAAUAUUGCCACUAUGUCAAUUCAGAGAAAGGGCAUGUUUGAACCUUAUCUGAAGAGUUUCUAUGUUAGAUCAACUGAUCCAACAAUGAUCAAAACACUGAAGCUUGAAAUCUUGACAAAUUUAGCAAAUGAAGCCAACAUAUCAACUCUGCUUCGAGAAUUUCAGACUUACGUGAAAAGCCAAGAUAAACAGUUUGCUGCAGCUACAAUUCAGGCUAUAGGCAGAUGCGCAACUAACAUCACCGAAGUGACUGACACAUGCCUUAACGGCCUCGUAUGUUUGCUGUCCAACAGGGAUGAAAUUGUAGUUGCUGAAAGUGUUGUUGUCAUUAAGAAACUGCUGCAAACCCAGCCAGCACACCAUGGUGAAAUUAUCAAGCACAUGGCCAAACUCUUGGAUAACAUUACAGUUCCAGUAGCCAGAGCCAGCAUUCUCUGGCUCAUUGGCGAGUAUUGUGAACGGGUUCCAAAGAUUGCACCUGAUGUUUUGAGAAAGACAGCCAAGAGCUUCACUAACGAAGAUGACCUUGUAAAGUUGCAAAUCUUAAAUUUGGGCUCAAAACUCUAUCUAACAAACUCAAAGCAGGUAAGCUUACACUCAGAAGUGUACAUAUUUAGCGUCACG